AUGAUGGUGACUGAGGGAGAGCCCCUUGCCAAGCAGCCCCGGCCCGGAGAAUGGCUCUGCUCCAUGGCUGCGGUCGCCGCUUCUGCCGUUGACCUGCGGGCACGCGAGCCCCUGUUCCCGACCCGCAAGCAGCGGGAGUUCAUCCCGGACAACAAGAAGGACGACACCUACUGGGACAGGCGCAGACGGAACAACGAAGCCGCCAAGAGGUCCCGCGAGAAGCGGCGCCUCAACGACAUGGUUCUCGAGACGCGGGUCCUGGAGCUCGCCAAGGAGAACGCGGUGCUGCGCGCUGAACUCGCCGCCCUCCGAGACAAGUUCGGCAUCCGGGGUUCCCUGGUCAUGGAACAGCAUCACCACCAGCAACAGCAGCAGCAGCAGCAGCAGAACCACCACCACGACUCCGGAGGCCACGGGCCUCCUCAGCCGCUGACGGACCUCCGGGGCCGCCGCAACAAGCUGCUGUCCGCACUCCUGCCGGCCCUGGUUCCGCCAUCCCCGCAGACGCCUCCGCAGCUACCGCUGCCCCCGUACAUCGCACCCCCUCAGCAACCCCCGAUGCUGCUCGCCCCGAACGCCGCGAUAGAAGACCCCAGGGCCCCCGGAACGGACCAGGAAUCUUCGCCCUUGUCCUCCGGUUCCUGGUCGUCCGCUGAAGACAGUCCGCCGGCGCACCACUUCAGCCUACCGCACAAGCUACGUCACAAGUGGCACAUCAGCGGUACCGACGUCCCGCCGGUCCCCAACGGUGUCGUGGUCGCCACGGCGGGCGGGGGGUCCUCGUCGCCGGAGCUGAGGUCGUCCUUCCACACCAGGGAGGACACGGCGUCUUCGGACGGCGACAGCGGAGCAUCGAGUACGGACGCGCCUUCCCCUCGUCGCGAGGAGCACCGCAAGAGCCGAAACGGCGGUCCUGGCAACCACCGGUCGGCACACUCCAGGCUAGACCUGCAGACAGAGAACUUCCAGCUGCGGUCCGAGAUGCAGCGGCUGGCCGCCGAGGUGGCCAACCUCAGGGAUCUGAUGAUGAGUGGUCCGCCGCCGUCGUCCCAUCCGCACCAUCCGCACGCCGCCCAUCUUCACCAUCUGCAGGAUGUGCAUCCGCAAGACCAGCAGCAUCUUCAGCAACUUCAGCAGCAUCAGUCGACCCUCCUGCAGCACAGCCACCACCAUAGGAUCGAAGACGGCGGUGGUGCCUUGUCUGGUCGAGAGGACAACCCGAGUCAUUGA
Messenger RNA from Ixodes scapularis (black-legged tick), 1230 nucleotides. RefSeq lists its product as uncharacterized. Gene Ontology annotation, molecular function: DNA binding; DNA-binding transcription factor activity. Bases 1 to 1230 code for a protein of 409 amino acids. Gene Ontology annotation, cellular component: nucleus. Gene Ontology annotation, biological process: circadian rhythm; regulation of DNA-templated transcription. The record is from RefSeq and is a predicted model, not a curated record. The transcript has a single exon. NCBI's taxonomy places the organism in Eukaryota, Metazoa, Arthropoda, Arachnida, Ixodida, Ixodidae.